Zingiber officinale is the source of this 2028-nucleotide messenger RNA. RefSeq names its product cyclin-A1-4-like. The record is from RefSeq and is a predicted model, not a curated record. Lineage: Eukaryota; Viridiplantae; Streptophyta; Magnoliopsida; Zingiberales; Zingiberaceae. The transcript has 10 exons. Gene Ontology annotation, biological process: regulation of cyclin-dependent protein serine/threonine kinase activity; mitotic cell cycle phase transition. Gene Ontology annotation, molecular function: cyclin-dependent protein serine/threonine kinase regulator activity. Gene Ontology annotation, cellular component: nucleus; cytoplasm; cyclin-dependent protein kinase holoenzyme complex. Bases 172 to 1761 code for a protein of 529 amino acids.
CCAGACGGAGAAGGAAACUGGUACGCCUUUCCCGAUUCCCUCCCUCCAAACCUAAAUACUCAAGAUUAGGUUGCCGAAUGAUCUGGUGAUCGAUCCUCUCCCUAUCCUUGUUGCUUGAUAUUGACGGCUUCUGUUGUUGUAAGAAUAGAGUAUUGUGAGGGUUUCCGGAAGAUGAAUCGCCGGUCGUCCGUUUCGUCUUCUACGUCGGCAGCGAUGGCCUCGUCGAAGAGAACAGAGGCGAUGGAGGUUUCAGCCAAGUUUACGGCUGCCAGAGCGGCGCAGGGGAAGAAGAGGGUCGCUCUUCGGGAUAUCAGCAAACAGAGCAAUGUGUUACGCGGUACUCCUAGCCUAGUAGGCGCUAAGGGGGCCAAUACCAAUGCUACAAGAUCAAUUUCAAUGGUCAAGAAGGGGUCUUGCACUACUUAUUGUGAUUCAAGAUUGAGUCAAACCUCUUCAGUUCUUUCAGCUUCUAUCAAACCAAAUGCUAUUGAAUCUAGCAACAAAAGUUCCCUGCCACACAGCAGUGUGUCUAAACCUGCAGUUGUUACCUGGCUAGUACCUUGCACUGCCCUCAAGUCACCUAACUUUUCUGGGGAUUCUGUUUCAUCAAUGUCCACAUGCAACUCAAUUCAAAGCCCUGAAUUUGAGUAUAUAGACAAUGGAGAUUCUCAGGCUACAACUUCUUUGGAGAGGCAAGCAAAUGAGGAUCUAAUCAUCUCUGAGCAUGUAGCUGUAGCAGAGUCAAAAUCAAAGAGUAAUGGUUCUAUGCUGAUGGAAGUUGAAGUUGUGGAAGUUGAUACAAACCACAAUGAUCCUCAGUUUUGCACUACACUUGCUUGUGAUAUUUACCAAAAUUUACAGAAAUCUGAGACUAAGAAAAGACCUUCAAUAGAUUUCAUGGAAACAAUUCAGAAGGAUAUAACUGCAAACAUGCGCUCCAUUCUGAUAGAUUGGCUUGUAGAGGUUGCAGAAGAGUAUCAUCUCGUCCCUGAUACACUAUAUCUCUCUGUUAAUUACCUUGACAGAUAUCUUUCUGGAAAUGAAAUAAACCGAGAACGAUUGCAACUUCUUGGUGUUGCGUGUAUGCUAAUUGCAGCAAAAUAUGAGGAGACAUGUGCCCCGCAAGUGGAAGAUUUCUGCUGUAUGACUGACAAUACAUACUCAAAGGAUGAGGUUUUGCGAAUGGAAUCGGAAGUGUUGAAUUACUUGAAAUUUGAAAUGACAGUUCCGACUACCAAGUGCUUCUUGAGGAGAUUUGUUCAUGCUGCUCAAGGAUCCAAUCAGGUAACUACAUUGUUUGCGAAUGGUCUUUUUAGUUUCUACAUCGGAACGAAGAGUUCAUUGUCAUAUUUGUUUUUCCAGCUGCCUCUAUUGCAACUUGAGUUUCUUGCCAGUUAUGUUGCAGAGCUCUCAUUACUCGACUACUCUAUGCUUCGCUAUGCCUCAUCACUGGUAGCAUCUUCUGCUGUCUUUUUGGCCAAGUUCAUAUUGCAACCAGCGAAAAAACCUUGGAACGCCACGCUGAGCCAUUACACGCUAUACAAACCUUCGGACCUUGCAGACUGUGUCGAGGCAUUACACCGACUAGUCUGCACUAGUGCAGGGAACAGCUUGCCUGCUAUUAGAGAAAAGUACAGUCAGCACAAGUAUAAGUUUGUUGCCAAGAAGUACUGCCCUGCUUCCAUCCCUUCAGAGUUCUUCCAAGAUAACUUUCAAGACAUCACAGCCAAAGUCCAGGAAUUGAGUUCAGUCUCUGCGUGACCGAUGAUGAAGGUUGCUCGAUGAUGAAUGCUCGCAACAAGAUGUGAAUAGGGUGUUCAUAUCCUUUGAUCUAUAAGAUACACUGUUGCAAUUGAUCUCCUAGAAAUAAAUAGAAAUUGUACUACUGAUCUUGUGAGAAUGAGCAUUUUUGUUUGGGUCUAGCCGAGUUGAUACUCGGGCAGAGUUUACUAUCAGUGAGGUAUGAUUCGAUUGCCGAUAAAUGAUAAGUGUAAAUAUUAUUUUGGAUUAUUUCGUAUCUCCUUGCUC